AUGCAGCGCGGAGUUUGUGGCCGGCUCACCUCAGCGCUGCGGGGGACACGUGCACAGCCGCCCGCGGUCGCCCAGAGGUGUGUGCACGCGUCGGUGUCGCGGCCAUCCCCAGACCAGAGUGAGCGGACGUGGGAACCACCCCGCGCCUUCGACCCAGCACUGCUGGAGUUCCUGGUGUGCCCGCUCUCCAAGAAGCCGCUCCGAUAUGAAGCAUCGACAAAUGAAUUGAUUAACGAAGGGUUAGGAAUAGCCUAUCCAAUUAUUGAUGGGAUUCCUAAUAUGAUACCACAGGCAGCUAGGAUGACACAUCAAAAUAAGAAGCAAGAAGAAAUGGAGCAGCAUUAG
Balaenoptera acutorostrata (minke whale) is the source of this 345-nucleotide messenger RNA. RefSeq names its product protein preY, mitochondrial-like. The transcript has a single exon. NCBI's taxonomy places the organism in Eukaryota, Metazoa, Chordata, Mammalia, Artiodactyla, Balaenopteridae. The coding region runs from base 1 to 345 and encodes 114 amino acids. The record is from RefSeq and is a predicted model, not a curated record.